Molecule: messenger RNA, 678 nt
Organism: Grosmannia clavigera kw1407
Lineage: Eukaryota; Fungi; Ascomycota; Sordariomycetes; Ophiostomatales; Ophiostomataceae
Exons: 2
Coding region: 1-678 (225 amino acids)
Biological process (GO): mycotoxin biosynthetic process
Source: RefSeq, a predicted model, not a curated record
AUGGACGAGGACAAAGAGUGCCUACUGGAGCAGAUCCACGGCUCAAAAUUGCUAAGGCAAAACCGACGUGGUCGUUGGCUGACGGCCGGCCGCGUCUUCUUCUUCUUCAACAUCCUCUUCCUUGCUGCAGGACUGGGUGUUUGGGUCCACAUCAACAUGCUUCUCAAGAAGUUUACGUGCGACACGAAGACCGCCAAGUUCGAGCCUGAUUUGGCCUAUGAUACUCCGGUGACCUUUGAGACCUAUGCCGUCUAUGGCGCCCAGUCGACAAAUGUCACUGACAGCAUGUGGAAGCGGCUGAGUCCCCCCGGGGAUGGCAUUGUUCAAAUCCCCAACGAAUACACAGCAGGCCUUCGGCCGUCCCGUCCGGCACCGCACAACCCCGAAACCCACACAGUCUACGGCAUCUCUAUGUUCCACCAACUACACUGCCUCAACUUCCUGCACUCCGCCUUCACCCCCGAGGCUGUAGCACAUCUGACUCCCGAUCAGAUCGUUCUGCACCGUGACCACUGCCUGGACUUUAUUCGUCAGGGUAUCAUGUGUGCCGGUGAUUCUACUUUCGAGCCGGUGACGAAGACGGGCAUCAAUGGCAUGGGCGUAACGCACAAGUGCCGCAGCUUUGACAAGAUGUACAGCUGGGCCUAUAAGCACCGCUCGGACAAGCCAACUAGUUAA